Molecule: messenger RNA, 1569 nt
Organism: Cavenderia fasciculata
Lineage: Eukaryota; Evosea; Eumycetozoa; Acytosteliales; Cavenderiaceae
Exons: 1
Coding region: 1-1569 (522 amino acids)
Source: RefSeq, a predicted model, not a curated record
AUGUCUAUAUGGUCAUUACUAUUUAAAUAUCAUCACAGCCGUCAAUUGAAAAAGGAAGAGUUGAAGCGUGAACAACAAAGACAGAGACAGCUAGAAGAGUUGGAAGAACAACAGGCAGAGAAUGAACGUUACAGAUUAGCUGACCCACGGUCACCUUCUGACAACAUUGCUAGAAGUCCAACACUCAAAAACAUACUACACAAACAACACCUAGAGAAGCAGAGAAUGAUGCUCAUCGAUCCUAGAUCGCCUGCUCGUCAAGUACCUCGUACUCCACUUAGAUCUCAUCGUCAACAACAACAACACCAAAUAGAAUUGGAUAAUGUUACUCUUCAAUUGGAUCCAAGAUCACCAUCAAUCUCUAGAACUCCAAUGCGUCCAAAUAAUAACAAUAAUAUUAGUAAUGAUCCAAGAUCUCCAUCUAUAAAUAUAUCAAGAUCUCCUAUACCAUUUAGAUUGUUUGGUAAUAAUGACAAUAGUACUAUGGUAUUGGAUCCAAGAUCACCUAACAUGUCAAUUAAUCGAACUCCAUUGAGACCAUCUACCACCACGCCAACACAACAAACAUUUUCAAAGGUUGAAUUAUUCGAUCCACGUUCUCCAAUGAGACAUCGUAAAAGAAGUCCAUUUAGAAUGCACUCUCAAGUUCAAGAACGUACCAUUGUUACUAUUGACCCAAGAUCACCAGCUCAAAUACAUCGUACUCCACUCCCAGUCAGAAUUCAAGUCAACAAGACCCCUGUCGUUAUCGCUGCAGACCAGGAACUCCUUUCUUUUGAAGAAGACUUGCAUUUACCAGCUUCAAAUUUAUUAAAUGCAUUUUCAAUGGCUGCCAAUGAAACUAUCAACAACAACAACAAUAAUAAUAUUAAUAAUACAAUUGAAUCAACUCCAAAGAAGAUUCAAGAAGAGGAAAAGGAGGUUAUUUCAACAACACCAAUUAUUUUAACCAAUACACCAACAACAACAACUACGACAUUUGUAAUUCCAACAACAAUGACACCAACAAAGAAUAAUAAUAAUAGUAUUUCGAAAUCAUCAGAGAAUGCAUUUACAACACCAAUUAAAAAGAAUCAACUUGUUGGAUUGGUUUCAUCUAGUGCCAUCAUGUCUGGUUCGUCACCAUCGACAAAGAAGCCAGCCAAUAUGAUGUUACUUCAACAACUCAAAAAUAGUGAGGCAUUCCGUUCAUCGCCAGUGCUCAGUAACUCUCCAAACAAUAAGAGAUUAUCAGUCUUGCAAGAUAUCUCACUGCCCAGUGGUGGUGCAGGUGGAAAUGUAUCAACAUCACCAAAGAGAACACCAACCACUUCUGCCAGAUCAUCACCAGUCAAUAGUAGAAGAAUGUCAACCAAUCCAAAACAUAUUGAUAUUCAUGAUGAAAAUAAUCCAAAUGUUAUCAAUAAUACAGGUGGUCUAAAGGGUAGUGGAGGAAUGACCAAACCACUUACACCAAAGGUUACUCCAAGACCAUUCAUCAAACAAAUGUCAUCCAUUACAUUGGGUGGUAGUAAUAGUACUACCCCCAAUUCACCAUUUUCAACAUUUACUCCAACUAUCAUUAAUUAA